AACCCAGCAGCCUGGCCUGUGAGCGCUGAAAAACUUGUUGUUGUCAGGGAAAAUGGCGUCAAACGUAGAAGCCCCGGAGCGCUGGUACCUCGCCCUGCUCGGCUUUGCGGAGCAUUUCCGAACCUCCAGUCCGCCCAAAAUCCGCCUUUGCGUCCAUUGUCUCCAGGCUGUGUUCCAGUUCAAGCCGCCACAGAGGAUAGAGGCCCGUACGCAUCUCCAGCUGGGCUCGGUCCUCUACCACCACACCAAGAACAGCGAUCUGGCCCGCAGCCACCUGGAGAAGGCGUGGUAUAUAUCCCAGCAAGUUCCUCAGUUCGAAGAUGUCAAGUUUGAGGCUGCAAGCAUUUUAUCGGAACUCUUCUGCCAACAGAAUUUGGUGGACUCUGCAAAACCUCUUCUACGCAAGGCCAUCCAAAUUUCUCAACAAACACCGUACUGGCACUGCAGGCUGUUGUUCCAGCUGGCGCAACUUCAUACACUGGAGAAAGACUUGGUGUCAGCGUGUGACCUGCUGGGCGUCGGCGCGGAGUACGCCCGCGUGGUGGGCUCGGAAUACACCAGGGCGUUGUUUCUCCUCAGUAAAGGCAUGUUGCUGCUAAUGGAGAGGAAGCUGGGCGAGGUUCAUCCCUUGCUGACGCUGUGUGGAACCAUCGUAGAGAAUUGGCAGGGAAACCCAAUCCAGAAGGAGUCCCUCAGGGUCUUCUUCCUGGUCCUGCAGGUCACACACUACCUGGAUGCUGGACAGGUGAAGAGUGUGAAGCCGUGUCUGAAGCAACUGCAGCAGUGCAUCCAGACCAUUUCGACACUCCACGAUGACGAGAUUCUUCCCAGCAACCCGGCUGACCUCUUUCAUUGGCUCCCUAAGGAGCACAUGUGUGUCCUUGUUUAUCUGGUGACAGUGAUGCACUCCAUGCAAGCGGGUUACCUGGAGAAAGCACAGAAGUACACAGACAAGGCGUUAAUGCAACUAGAGAAAUUAAAAAUGUUGGACUGCAGCCCCAUCCUUUCUACCUUUCAAGUCAUUCUACUGGAGCACAUCAUCAUGUGCAGGCUUGUCACAGGCCACAAGGCCACUGCGCUACAGGAGAUCUCACAGGUGUGUCAACUUUGCCAACAGUCUCCCAGGUUAUUCACCAACCAUGCUGCACAGCUCCACACUUUAUUAGGCCUCUACUGCAUCUCUGUGAACUGCAUGGAUAACGCAGAGGCACAGUUUACCACGGCCUUGCGGCUCACCACGCACCAGGAGCUGUGGACUUACAUCGUCACCAAUUUGGCCAGCGUUUACAUUCGGGAAGGCAACAGACACCAAGAGUUGUACAGCCUCUUGGAGAGAAUAAACCCAGACCACAACUUCCCAGUCAGCUCACACUGCCUCCGCGCCGCUGCUUUCUACAUCCGGGGACUGUUGUCCUUCUUCCAAGGCCGCUACAAUGAAGCCAAACGCUUCUUGAGAGAAACCCUGAAGAUGUCUAAUGCAGAGGACCUAAACAGACUAACUGCUUGCUCGCUGGUUCUGCUGGGCCACAUCUUCUAUGUGUUGGGCAACCACAGAGAAAGCAAUAACAUGGUGGUACCGGCCAUGCAGCUGGCCAGCAAGAUUCCUGAUAUGUCUGUGCAGCUUUGGUCCUCCGCGCUGUUGAAAGAUUUGAACAAGGCGCUGGGGAACACCAUGGAUGCCCAUGAAGCAGCUCAGAUGCACCAGAACUUCUCCCAACAGCUGCUGCAAGACCAUAUCGCCGCCUGCAGCCUCCCUGAGCACAACCUCAUUAGUUGGAUUGACGGCCCCCCUCCUGUCCAGAUCCAAGCCCAGAACGGCCCCACUACCAGCCUCGCAAGCCUACUAUGAGGGAGGGCGGGGGGGGGACUGUGUGUGUAUGUGUGACAGCGUGCGUGCGUGUUUGCUGCUGGUACAUUAUCACAACAAACGUAGUUUAAAAAGUUGCUAUCCAGAUCAUUUUUCAUCCCGAUCUAAGUGACUUUGUAAUUUCCUGGUUCACUGCUAUCACGGUUUUAAUUUGCUGUAAAAACAAUUACCACUACUGUUGUCGUCUGGUUGGAUCGGGGCAUGACGUUUGGGCUGGUUUAGGUUCGAGCAGGGAUGGGCCGCCUAUGUCUCUCUCCCCUCUCAAUUCUAAAAACAAAUAGCAGCUCUUUAGUAUGUGAUCAUAAACAUCUGUUCAAAGGACUGUAGCUAACAUGACAGUAAGGUUCCCCGGCCCACUUAAGAGCUACUUCACUUCACCCAGAGUCCUCCUCUCGAUUUUCCAGCUUUCGUUUUCAUUUGUAAGGAAGACAGGGCGAUAGGUAGACAGGAGGGUAGUAAAGAUGUAGAAAAAAAAUUAUUUAUUCAUAUUUUUGUAUCUGUUGUUAAAUAUUUGACAUUAUGCUUUCAUUUUUUUUUUUUUUUUUUUCAUAUGCAUGGAAGUUACUGAUGUUGGAUUCCUUGUACAUUAGUUCCUGGCCUGGGUUUGCGAGUAUGAUAUACUUGGUAGAUAUUUUUUGCACAAAAUCCAUAAUAGAGAAGUAAAAUGACCUCUUGUAAUAUAUUUUCACAUUAAUCAGUUGGAAUGUUGCAUUUUUGCUAAAUUAGAGUUGGGGUGCAUUUCUAUGAAAGUUCAGUGUUCAUUGUGUAUGGAUCCAACAUCCAUGCAAUGUUUUAUAUCAUUUUGCGCCCCCCCCCCCCAUUUCCAUAAUAUAUUAAUUUCUACAAAUCAUGUACUUUUUUUAAUCCAUAACUUUCAGAUCUUGUCCAUUUUUUUUACAUACUUUUUUGUAAUUCUGAAUUUGUCACGAUUAGUUCUACUCAAUUGUGUUCUUUACAGUCUGUGCAUAUGGAUUCACCACUCACUAAACCUUUUAUUGUACAGCGACAUUUUAUAAAGUCAGUUUAGUAAAGUGUCAUGUAUUUUUAGCCCUAACGAUGUAGAGAUUUCAACGCUUGGUAUUUAAGGCACUCUGUUAAGGACACAGUUUAAGCUCGAGUACUAGUUAUACUCUAUCAAUGAAUAUGUUUUUAAUGCUCAUGAUGUUUUCAAUAAUUUUUCCAAUUAAAAAAAAUAUGAAACAACAAA
Molecule: messenger RNA, 3074 nt
Organism: Hippocampus comes (tiger tail seahorse)
Lineage: Eukaryota; Metazoa; Chordata; Actinopteri; Syngnathiformes; Syngnathidae
Gene: mau2
Product: MAU2 sister chromatid cohesion factor
Exons: 18
Coding region: 53-1849 (598 amino acids)
Biological process (GO): mitotic sister chromatid cohesion
Molecular function (GO): protein binding
Source: RefSeq, a predicted model, not a curated record